Molecule: messenger RNA, 1841 nt
Organism: Meleagris gallopavo (turkey)
Lineage: Eukaryota; Metazoa; Chordata; Aves; Galliformes; Phasianidae
Source: RefSeq, a predicted model, not a curated record
GUGCAACAAAGCAGUAAAUAUUGCAUCAAGCAUGUAAAUCUUCACUGCUUUAAAAAAAAAAUCAUUGUUGUCGGUCUGUAUAUAACAAAGUGCAAGAAAGGCAAAUUCUAGUUUAGGAACCAUAGAUGUUUGCAUAAACAUCACAGAAAGUCAGAAAACUUGACAACGUUUGAAAAAAUUCCUUUUAAAACUGCUUAAUAAAAGAUUUGAAGUUCAGGAUUCAGUUUUCUUCUUUCUUUUCUAGGUACAGACAUAUCUAAUAAGAAAGAAACAGCGAAUGAAGAUGAAGCUGGGAAAGCAGAGAUGACUGUGCGUAAAAGGGGAAGAAAACCCAGGCGUUCUCUGGUUCAGGCAGAGGAAACUGGGCUUUUGGAAAAUUAUAGCACAUGUGUAAAAUUUUACAUGGACAGAAAUGCUGGAACCAGAAAGAAAACGUCGGAAAUUAACAUCUUCAGAAGAGGAGAUAAGAGAGCAGGAGGAAGGUGAGGAAGAAGACAAUGAGGAAGAUGAUGAGUCCACAGCUAGACCAGCCACAAGACUAGAGGCUCAGAGAAUGCAGUCCAGCAAGCCAACCACUCGUGCAACUUCUAAAGGCAGCAGUCCGAGUUCAGUUUCUCCCAGAAGACAACAGAAAUUAUCAGCAAAAAAGAGAUCUCCAAGUGAUACAAAAAUUAACAAAUCUCCUCCGUCAACACAGCAAAAGGUGCAGUCUACGAAGCGUAAAAGAGAAGGCAGCCCAACAGCAGUACGAAGAAAAGGCCAGCAAAAAACAGAAGAGACACCAGCGAAGAAAGCAAAGCGAUAAUCUCUACCAGCUGGUACUGUUUGUGGAGGAGUCAAAAGGAGGAAAAAAAAAAUCUGUGCUUCUAUUUUUUUUUUUUUUUUAAAGCUAAAGGGAUUUGCACGUGCUUCUUUCAGAGCUCUAAGUUAAUCAAUGCAGUACUUUUAAGUUACAUUUUAAACAGCUUUAUAAACUAUUGUUUAUACAGAAUAUUAUGUACAUUUAUUUCAGAUGGAAAAAUAAGUUUACUUUGUAUCUGAAUGAAAAACAAAGCAGUUAUAUAUUUUAUCACUGACUUGGAAAGUUGGGGAUACCCAAUGUGACAUGCUAAUGCAGAUGCUUCCAACUCCUGAGACACCCCUGGCCUACUAAUACACUUUGUACAUAAACUUGUAAAAAUAGGUUGUAUUUUACUCUGUGUAUGAAUCUAAUCAACAACGGACAUCUUAUUUAUUAUAUGGAAAGCAUUGGUCUGUAAACUUUAGUAUAUACUGUAGGCUUUUUUAAUUAUAUAUUUUACAUUCUAUGCAGAUGUCAGUAGGAAACUUCACUCCCCCAGAGCUGUCUAAAAUCUGAAGUUCUCUAAAAUACACUCAGACAGUUGGUAAAACAUUUUUUUCGCAUGCAUCGCAGUAGGUUUGCGUAGUGAAAGCAACUGGGCUCCUUUCUCUUCAUGCGUGAGAAGCAAGAAAUUUAAAGUAUGAUCUUAAUAGAUUAUAUUUUUCAUUUGUGAUUUUACUACCAACCUUGAGAAACAAAUAGCAUUAGGUGAGGUUUAUUUGAGUCAGCCAACUCUAGCCUGAAAUGGAGCAAUUUUAUUUUGCAACUAAACACCCGUUCUUUCAGAAUUUGUCUUUUUCAACAAAGAGGGACCCACUGAAAUGAAACAUCACUUCUCCUAACUAUAGAGCUUCAGCAUUUUAUGUUACAUUUUAUACACAGGUAUUAAAAAUUGAACCUGGUAUUAUUGCCAGAAUCUUUUUUUAAUGUAUAUUUACUCUGGUAAGAGCAAAUGUUCAAGUGAAGUUGUAUAUAAAGUUCAACUUUUCUUAUGAUCAAA